Molecule: messenger RNA, 3581 nt
Organism: Anas platyrhynchos (mallard)
Lineage: Eukaryota; Metazoa; Chordata; Aves; Anseriformes; Anatidae
Gene: MAN2C1
Product: mannosidase alpha class 2C member 1
Biological process (GO): oligosaccharide catabolic process; mannose metabolic process
Molecular function (GO): carbohydrate binding; alpha-mannosidase activity
Source: RefSeq, a predicted model, not a curated record
AUUACAACCGAGGGGAGGAGGAGGAGGGCGCAGGCGCGGUGGCAGGGGGUGCCCGGCAUGGCGGCGGGCGCCAUGUUGAAGCACCGGCGGACGGCGCUGGAGCGUGUGGAGAAAUUCGUGUCCGCCGUGUACUUCACCGACUGCAACCUGCGGGGCAGGCUGCUCGGCGCCCGCUGCCCGCCCACGGCGCUCUCCUGCUUCCAGAGCCCGCUGCGCCUCCCCUACAGCCGGGCCGUGGGGCAGCGCUUCCAGCCCGCCGCCCUCGGGGACUCCUUCGGGCCUCCGUGGGAGACCUGCUGGUUCAAGGUGGAGCUGAGCAUCCCCCCGGAAUGGGCAGGGCGAGAGGUGCACUUCGUCUGGGAGAGCGAUGGGGAAGGCAUGGUGUGGCGGGACGGCCAGCCCGUGCAGGGGCUGACGAAGGAAGGUGAGAAGACCAGCUACAUCCUGACAAGCUGCCUGAAGGAGUCGGAGCCCCACAGCGUGACGCUGUACGUGGAGCUGGCCUGCAAUGGGCUCUUCGGGGCUGGCAAGGGCACCAUGAUCGCGCCUCCGGACCCUGACAGAAGGUUCACCGUGAGCAACGCUGAGCUCGUCGUCUUCAACAGGGAUGUCUACGAGCUGCUGGUGGAUCUGGAGAUACUGCUGGACAUGGCCCAGCUCCUCGGGGAGGAAAACCAGCGGAGCUUCCAGGCGCUGUACGCUGCCAACCAGAUGGUGAACGUGUGCGACGUUACUGACCCGGCCACCUUCCCUGCUGCCCGCAGCCUGGCGGCAGCCAUCUUCAACCAGAAGAACGGCGAGAGCCAACACACCAUCCACGCCAUGGGGCACUGCCACAUCGACUCCGCCUGGCUGUGGCCGUACGAGGAGACCAUCCGCAAGUGUGCUCGGAGCUGGGUCACGGUUAUCCGCCUGAUGGAGAGCAACCCCGAGUUCACCUUCGUCUGCUCCCAGGCGCAGCAGUUCGAGUGGGUGCGGAGCUGGUACCCGGGGCUCUACGCCCAGAUUCAGGACUACGUGGCAAAGGGACGGUUCAUUCCUGUCGGCGGCACCUGGGUGGAAAUGGACGGGAACCUGCCCGGCGGGGAGGCCAUGGUGCGGCAGUUCCUCCAGGGCCAGCGGUUCUUCCAGGAGCAGUUUGGCCGGAUCUGCUCGGAGUUCUGGCUCCCGGACACGUUUGGGUACUCGGCCCAGCUGCCCCAGCUGAUGCGUGGCUGUGGGAUCGGGCGGUUCCUCACACAGAAGCUCAGCUGGAACCUGGUGAACGCCUUCCCGCAUCACACCUUUUUCUGGGAAGGCAUUGAUGGUUCCCGAGUGCUGACCCAUUUCCCCCCUGGUGACUCCUAUGGGAUGCUUGGGCGAGUGGAGGAGAUGCUGAAAACAGUGAAGAACAACAAGGAUAAAGGACGUGUGAACCACAGCGCUGUGCUCUUUGGCUUCGGAGAUGGAGGAGGGGGCCCCACGCAGAAGAUGCUGGACAGGAUGAAGAGGAUGCGUGACACAGACGGGCUGCCGAGGGUCCAGAUGUCCACUCCUGACCGGCUUUUCUCUGUCCUGGAGAAGGAGUCGUCGCAGCUGUGCACGUGGGUGGGCGAACUCUUCCUCGAGCUGCACAACGGCACGUACACCACCCAGGCCCAGAUAAAGAAGGGGAAUCGGGAGUGCGAGCAAAUCCUCCACGACGUGGAAGUUCUCAGCGCCUUGGCUCUGGCACGGGACAGCUCCUUCCAGUACCCUGUCAGCCAGCUGCAGCGGCUCUGGAGGUUGCUGCUGCUCAACCAGUUCCAUGACGUGCUGCCAGGCAGCUGUAUCCAGCUCGUGGUUGAGGAUGCCCUGCAAUACUACGCAGAGAUCCGCAGGGCUGGUGCUCAGCUGCAGGAGGAAGCUGUGCAGUCCUUAUGCGGGGACCUGCUGCAGCCCGAGUCCGGGCACACUGAGGGCACCCUCGUGCUGAACACUUUGCCCUGGGAACGGACCGAGGUGAUCUCCAGGACUGGGCCAACCGGAGCAGACGUUUUAGCUCUGGUGACAGCCCCCAGCAUGGGCUACAUGAUAGCGAGGGAGCCGUUGCCACCCCUGCAGCCCGUGACGGUGACGGAGCAGGAGGAUGGCUCUGUCACCAUGGAGAAUGGGGUGAUUGCGGUCCGCCUGGAUGCGAUGGGCCGCCUGAUUUCUCUUCGUCUGGCAGACUCUGAGAGGGAGGCAGUUGCAGAUGGCUGCUGUGCCAACCAGUUUGCUCUCUUUGAUGACAUUCCCCUGUACUGGGAUGCCUGGGACGUGAUGGAUUACCACCUGGAAACCAGGAAGCCAGUGACAACGGUGCUGAAGCCUCUGGAAAUCACCCUGGCAGGGGACCUGCGGGCAAGUGCAAGGUUCUCUCUGCGGGUCGGGAAAAGCAGCACCUUAACCCAGGAGAUCAUCCUGGAUGCCGCGUGCCCGUAUGUCCGCUUUGUGACCGAGGUCGACUGGAAGGAAUCCCACAAGUUCCUGAAGGUGGAGUUCCCCAUGCAGGUCCGGAGCACGAAUGCCACCUACGAGAUCCAGUUUGGGCAUGUGCAGCGGCCAACGCACUGGAACACAUCGUGGGACUGGGCCCGAUUCGAGGUGUGGGCUCACAAGUGGAUGGACCUCUCCGAGCACGGCUUUGGGGUGGCAGUGCUGAAUGACAGCAAGUACGGGGCGUCAGCACGUGGGAACGUCCUCAGCCUCUCGCUGCUGAGAGCACCCAAGUCCCCUGACGCCACGGCUGAUAUCACACAGCACCGGUUCACGUACGCCGUGCUGCCUCACCAGGGUUCCUUCCAGGAUGCGGGUGUGAUCCAGUGCGCUUACAACCUGAAUUUCCCCCUCCACGCGGUCCCAGCCGGCCAUGCCCAGUGCCCAGCCUGGAGUGCCUUUUCCGUGAGCUCACCUGCCGUUGUUCUGGAGACUGUCAAGCAGGCUGAGGACAGGCCUGACGCGCUGGUGCUGCGGCUGUACGAGGCGCACGGCAGCACGGCUGUCACCUGGCUGCAGAGCUCCCUCCCCGUUCAGGAGGCAGUGCUCUGUGACCUCCUGGAGCGGCCGCUUGCCAAGAAGCACCUGGUGCUGGAGCAGCAGGGCAUGAGGCUUUCCUUCACCCCCUUCCAGGUGCUCUCCGUCCUCCUGGUUCUGAGGCAGUGAGGUCCUCAGUCCCAUUUCUUUUGGGUGCCACAGCAACCUGGGCCAAUGCUGGGAGCUCAACUCACAGCCCAAGGCUGCUGGGAGCCCUCUCCCUGGGUUGGGGACAAACAAGGACCGGGCCUUUUUACUGCCCCCAGUCCCGUGAGAUUUCCCAAGAGCAGUUCCAGGGAAGAGCAGUCUUCCCCCCCCCUUGCCACCCCCACAAAGCUCAGGAAAAGAGCUCCAUUUCCUCAUGGAAGGAGCAGUAAAUCUGUCCCCUGCCUAACCAGGGGGUUUGGGGAGCAGCAGCUUUCUGUGCUGGCUGUGUGUCGCAGCCAUUGUCCUUUCCAGACCAAAGCAGCACCCAGCUGCAAGGCGGGAGCAAGUGUAAAAACACUAUAGUUGUUCUUCUCCACAAAUAAAAGGAUUAUGUAAAAAUA